UAUAUAAAGAGCUGUCAAACACACAGGGAAAAUUAAUAAUAUAUUUGCAGAGCAGAAUCAUCAACAUAGUUGAAGAUUAAUUUAACUUUUAAAAUAAAAUUUUAAUUUUAACUAACAAAAAGUAGAAAGGAAAAAUGUCCCAUCAGACUGGAAUAACAGCAAACGAUGCGUUGAAGAAGGUGUUUGGAAAAUCGAAAGAUGGCAAAAUUCGGGUGAUCAAAAUAUCAAUAGAAAAUGAACAAUUGACAUCCGCAUCGGUCCAAACUGUGAAUAAAGACUGGGAAAAAGAUUUCGAUAAAAUGCUCAAACCGCUCGUUGAACGAGAUACGCCUUGUUACAUUUUGUAUAGGUUAGACGCAAAGACUCCGUUGGGAUUUGCAUGGUUGUUAAUUAGUUGGAUACCCGAUUCGGCAACGAUACGGCAAAAAAUGUUGUACGCAUCCACAAAGGCGACGUUAAAAACGGAAUUCGGUUCAGCGCACAUCACGGAAGAGAUUCAUGCCACUGACAUUGAUGAAGUAACACUGGCCGGCUACCAUAAACAUAAAUCUGUAUUCGCUGCACCCGCACCGCUAACUAUGCGCGAAGAGGAAAUGAUCGAAUUGAAACGGUCCGAAGUGAAUACACACAUAUCCACCGAUACACGCCAACAGACAAUGAGUGGCAUCAGCAUACCAUUGACUGUGUCGGCGAGUAAUGGUAUCAAGGAUAUGGCUAGGGGAUCGUACAAUUAUCUCCAGUUCAACAUUGAUUUGCAAGCGGAACAGGUGAAUUUAGUUAAAGCGGCGAAUGUGGAAUUGGAUCGAUUGCCGAAAGAGGUUCCCAGUGAUGCGGCACGCUAUCACCUGUAUUUAUUCAAGCACACGCAUGAAGGCGACUACUUGGAAAGUAUUGUGUUCAUUUACUCGAUGCCCGGCUAUUCUUGCCCCGUCAAAGAGCGUAUGAUGUAUUCGAGUGUGAAGGCAACAUUCUGUGAAACGAUUCAUAAACUAGGAUUAGACAUUGUCAAACGGUUAGAAAUUGACUCGGGCGCCGAAUUGACCGAAGAAUUUUUACAAGACGAACUGCAUCCGAAGAAGAUCCUGCAUCGUCCGCAAUUUGCGAAACCGAAGGGACCGCCGAACCGUGGAGCGAAACGAUUGACCAAACCGUCAGCGGAAUAAAGUUAAAUUAUUUUAUCGAAAUGUCUUCCUCCCGUUUCAGUUUCAGUGUAAUCUAAUUGUGUAUUGAAAUGAAAUGUAGAACUGUGUAGAACAGGAAAAUAUUUAAAAAAAAAAUUGUCUUUAGUUUGUCAAGAUUUCUGUUCUCGUCUCUUGCGUCAGAGAAAAAAUUAUUGUUUAGCGUAUAAAAUACCGGAUAAAUUGCCAACAAAUAAAUAUCUCUAUCCAAUAAAAAGUAUUUAAA
Molecule: messenger RNA, 1404 nt
Organism: Bradysia coprophila
Lineage: Eukaryota; Metazoa; Arthropoda; Insecta; Diptera; Sciaridae
Gene: twf
Product: twinfilin actin binding protein
Biological process (GO): regulation of lamellipodium assembly; barbed-end actin filament capping; positive regulation of neuron projection development
Cellular component (GO): myofibril; actin filament; cytoplasm
Molecular function (GO): actin filament binding; actin monomer binding
Source: RefSeq, a predicted model, not a curated record